Rubroshorea leprosula is the source of this 947-nucleotide messenger RNA. NCBI's taxonomy places the organism in Eukaryota, Viridiplantae, Streptophyta, Magnoliopsida, Malvales, Dipterocarpaceae. The record is from the annotation of a GenBank genome assembly.
AGUAUGAUGAUAUGUCAAAAUAUUCUGACACGUCAACUGUACACAUGGACAAAACACCUCAGAUUCUGGGCCAAAAAAAAAAAAUUGUGGGGCUUACCUCCAGCCCCCCAAACUCACUAUCUUCUCCCCUUUCUUCCCCUUUCAACCCUAGAAGAGCAGUUCUUCACCGGGUUCUCGAAGGAACCCAGCCGCUGGGUUUCGUUGGAACCCAAGAGCUGGGUUCUUUCGAGAACCCCUGGGUUCUUUCUCGAACCCAGGCGCUGGGUUCUCGAAAGAACCAAGGCGCUAGGUUCCUUCUCAAACCCAGGCCUUGGGCAGAACCCAAGCGCUGGGUUCUUGAAGGAACCCAGCUGCCUGGGUUCGAGAAGAAACCUAGCACCUGGGUUCCUUCGAGAACCCAAGCGCUGGGUUCGAGAAAGAACCCAGAUGCUGGGUUUCUUCUCGAACCCAGGCAGCUGGGUUCUUCCCAAGACCUGGGUUCUAACGAACCCAACACCUGGGUUCUAACGAACCCAGCACCUGGGUUCUUUCUCGAACCCAAGGCCUGGGUUCCAACGAACCCAGCGCUUGGGUUCUCGAAGGAACCUAGCCACCUAGGUUCGAGAAAGAACCCAGGUGCUAGGUUUCUUCUCGAACCCAGGCGGCUAGGUUCCUUCGAAAACCCAGCGCCUGGGUUCUUCCCAAGGCCCCAAGAGCUGGGAAGAUUCGAGAAAGAAGAUGCUGGAGGAAGAAGAUGAUGCAAAAUUGUAAUUUGGUGGGCCCCACUUUUGUUUUUGUGUUGGGUAUGACCAUGUCAUCAUUUAUCUAGUUGGACAACUGACGUGUCUUAAAUUUUUGAUAUGUCUGUGAGUUAACGAACGAUUUUUUAACUCACAAUUUUUAACGGAAGGACCAAGUUGGGGUAAAAUGGGUAAACAAUAGGGACCAAAUCAAGGAUUUUUUUAGUU